Messenger RNA from Diceros bicornis minor, 768 nucleotides. RefSeq names its product growth hormone 1 (gene GH1). Gene Ontology annotation, cellular component: extracellular region. The record is from RefSeq and is a predicted model, not a curated record. The transcript is spliced from 5 exons. NCBI's taxonomy places the organism in Eukaryota, Metazoa, Chordata, Mammalia, Perissodactyla, Rhinocerotidae. Gene Ontology annotation, biological process: positive regulation of receptor signaling pathway via JAK-STAT; positive regulation of growth; positive regulation of tyrosine phosphorylation of STAT protein. Bases 1 to 768 code for a protein of 255 amino acids. Gene Ontology annotation, molecular function: hormone activity; growth hormone receptor binding.
AUGACCCCAGGAGAGGAGCGGGUACAGGAUGAUCCCUGGAACGAGGAGGAGGAGAAAGAAAUUUCCUUGAGGCAGGGAGAGGUCUGGCAGGAGACUGAGGCCCCCAACCCUGCGUGUGUCUCUCCAGGCCCUCGUACCUCCGUGCUCCUGGCUUUCGCCCUGCUCUGCCUGCCCUGGCCUCAGGAGGUGGGCGCCUUCCCGGCCAUGCCCUUGUCCAGCCUGUUUGCCAACGCUGUGCUCCGGGCCCAGCACCUACACCAACUGGCUGCUGACACCUACAAAGAGUUUGAGCGCGCCUACAUCCCUGAGGGACAGAGAUAUUCGAUCCAGAACGCCCAGGCUGCCUUCUGCUUCUCGGAGACCAUCCCAGCCCCCACGGGCAAGGACGAGGCCCAGCAGAGAUCCGACGUGGAGCUGCUCCGCUUCUCGCUGCUGCUCAUCCAGUCGUGGCUCGGGCCUGUGCAAUUCCUCAGCAGGGUCUUCACCAACAGCCUGGUGUUUGGCACCUCAGACCGUGUCUAUGAGAAGCUGAGGGACUUGGAGGAAGGCAUCCAAGCCCUGAUGCGGGAGCUGGAAGAUGGCAGCCCCCGGACUGGGCAGAUCCUCAAGCAAACCUACGACAAGUUUGACACCAACUUGCGCAGUGAUGACGCACUGCUCAAGAACUACGGGCUGCUCUCCUGCUUCAAGAAGGACCUGCACAAGGCUGAGACCUACCUGCGGGUCAUGAAGUGUCGCCGCUUUGUGGAAAGCAGCUGUGCCUUCUAG